AGACGGCAGGAUUUGGAACGUACCCUCAAUGGCAGACUUGUCAUGUUGAUUCCAAGAUUUCUUAAUUUAUUAGCCAAAGUAAUGUGUUUUAUUACGCAUUGAUUACAUUAGGCACCGGAUAAACACUUAUUACGUUUGUACUAAUUGAAUAAAUACAUGUGAUUGUGAGUGAAAGUGGACUUACAGUGUUUAACCGCGGAAUAAAUAUAAGAAAAAUAUCGCUGCGCUAAAGUAUCUUAGAAUCGAUAUAACUACGAAAAUAUUAUUCGCCGCACCGCGAAUUCAUUAUCGCUAUGUCAACAAAAUUAUGAGUUAACCGCUAAGAGCAGGAGUCACAAUGUCCCUCGAGCGUGACAGUAUGGGCGUAAUGCCCAACGCUGGUGUGGGGGCCUCUGACCCCCGAUCUCAGCUGCACCAGGAGAUGAGGGAGCAGAACUUUGAUCUCAUCAGAUUUGCAUCGUACCGAACCGCUUGCAAACUCCGUUAUGUCCAGAAGAAGUGUAACUUACACGUAAUAGACAUAUGGAACGUAAUAGAAGCGUUCAGAGAGAACGCUCUGAACACCUUGGAGCCCAACGCCUGUGUGAACGUCACUCGGCUGGAGACGCUGGUGUCCUCUCUGUACCAUAAUUUGAACAAGCGGUUGCCGCCAGCGCAUCAGGUGUCGGUGGAAGCAUGUUCAGCGUUGCUGCUGAAUUGGUUGCUGUCUGCUUACAGCACUGGUGAGAAUGUCGGCAAAAUAAGGGUGUUCUCAAUAAAAGUCGCAUUGGCUACUAUGUGUGCAGGAAAGUUAAUGGAUAAAUUACGAUAUAUCUUCUCGCAACUAUCUGACGGCAACGGCCACCUAUUGAUGAAGAGGCUAUCUGACUACCUAAGAGAAGUGCUGGCUUUACCGGCAGCCGUGUACGAAUCCCCGUCGUUCAGUUAUGACGAUUCGUUGGCGCUGUCUAUAUUCAAUCAGAACGGCAAGAUAACAGUGAACGAUUUCCUGGACACUUUGAUGUCGGAUCCCGGUCCGCCGUGUCUCGUGUGGCUGCCUUUACUGCAUCGGCUUGCUAGUGUUGAAAAUGUGGUCCACCCGCUAGCCUGCUCCGCUUGCCGCCUAAGCUCGCUAACUGGUUUCCGCUACCGCUGCGCGCGUUGUGCCAACUACACACUUUGUCAGGACUGCUUCUGGCGCGGCAGAGUCUCCCAGGGCCACACCAACGAGCACGAGGUCAAGGAAUACUCGCACUAUAAAUCUCCAUCGAAGCAAAUCGGGGCAACGCUGCGCAAGUCAUUCCGAUGUGUACCGGAACGGGCUCGGACCCAGGUCCCGCGCUAUCCUGACCGCCCUGAGCGCACACUCAACCUCAGUCAUAUCGUACCCCCCUCUCCCGUACCCGCCCACAACGGUUUUCCCGAAUAUGCGCCGGGAUACGUCAACACUGGCUCAUUGGACUCCCGAUCGUCCAGGUCUACUCAUCGCAGCAUAGCGGAGCAUUUAUCGCGUGGGGUGGACGACGAGCACAGACUCAUCGCGCGAUACGCUGCGCGAUUGGCCCAUGAAAACCGCACUAUGCCGCGAGCAGGACGGUCAGCGUCGCUUACUCCAGAACUUGGUCGAUCAUCAUCAGAGGGAUCAGAGGUUGACGCGGCGCGGCAACAACGCGAACUGAUCUCGCAACUCGAAGCCAAGAAUAGGGAGAUCAUGAGGGAGAUUGCGAGGCUCAGACGUCAACAGGAAGCGGAAGCGUCAGCAAGUGGAUCAGGUUCCGCCCCUCCACUGGUUUCCGAACUUCGAGCCCUUCGGCAGAGGAAAGAUGAGCUCGAGGGUCAUCUGUCCUCGCUGCAGGAGUCCAGGAAACACCUCAUGCAGCAGCUCGAGGGACUCAUGAGGAUGCUCAAGCUGAGAGCCCUGCGGCAGAGGAAAGAUGAGCUCGAGGGUCAUCCGUCCGCGCUGCAGGAGUCCAGGAAACACCUCAUGCAGCAGCUCGAGGGGCUCAUGAGGACGCUCAAGGUAAGCUAG
This is a messenger RNA of Cydia fagiglandana, 2008 nucleotides long. Its product is annotated as dystrobrevin beta-like. Gene Ontology annotation, biological process: synaptic signaling. Gene Ontology annotation, molecular function: zinc ion binding. The record is from RefSeq and is a predicted model, not a curated record. Lineage: Eukaryota; Metazoa; Arthropoda; Insecta; Lepidoptera; Tortricidae. The transcript has 14 exons. Gene Ontology annotation, cellular component: plasma membrane; synapse. The coding region runs from base 338 to 2008 and encodes 556 amino acids.